UUCUGUGCAAACAGUGCUGUCUCUGACUAGAUGAAAUAUAACUGCUUGGAGUCAAAGUGUGCAUGAAAUGCAUGAAAGUGUGCAUUUGUUCCUUUAAGUCGACUCAUCAGUUGCUAGGAAGAUCUCAAAUGAACAGGUUUGGCUUGGACUUCUCUCAUAGCUGCAAAUAGAAACCCAAGUUUUAUCGCCUCCCCAUGGCGAAAACCUGUUAUUAUUUUUCUAGCAUUUAUUUCUUACUUGUUAAAGCUGGGGAUAGUUGAGGACACCUCAUUAUUCACAUAUACAACGGGAUGCGCGUGACCGUAAAUUCCACGUGACCUAUAUUUGAUUAAAAUGUGCACGUUUUUAUUAUUUAUCCUGCCGUGCUUCUGUCUGACUUUAUGGUCAUCUGGAAAACCCCCUGUAAAGAAAUUGAAAUUGAAAGCAAAGCUUCGGUCAUACUUCAGUGCAGGGAAGGAUUAGGGGAAAACCUUUAUUUAGACUGAAUUAUCUGCGGAAAUACAGGCUAGAUAAAUCGAUUAAAUUUAAUAAACACGAGCGAUCAGUAUCUGAUGCGACAUUAAAAAAAAGCCGCUGUGUAAUAUUGACACUAACGCGGCUCAUAUACAGGCUACAAUAUGUCGAAACUUUUAGUGGUUGUUCUUGCUGUGUUCACGGAUUUGGCCAUCGUCUAUGUGCUGGACCUGGUAGGCACACACCUGAGAGGUAAAGUGGACGGUGGAGUUGACCUGGUGAGGCAGUGGACUGAGGCUGUGCUGCGAUGCUCGUUGCUCUUCUCACUGUUCUGCUGGAGGGAUGUGAGAGGACGGCUGAUAAAGCGAUGGGUGAUGGCCCACUGUUUUAUCACUCCUGUGUAUGAAACAGGUCGCUUAACUCUGUUUGGGAACUGGCCGAUGGAGAAGUUUGCUAUGUGGCUGGUUGGCAGUGUGGCUGCUGCUUUGGGAUGUCUGUUUUGGGAGACACUCAUACCAGAGUCUAACGAGGAAAACAACAGCAAAGAGAAGAAGCAGAAAGCUCGAGUGCUCUUCAUGAGAGUGAUCAGGUUGUACAAACCUGACUACCUGUUUCUGACCGGGGCAUCUCUGUUUCUAGCCUUAGCUGUCCUUUGUGAGAUGUUUAUUCCACUCUACACAGGAAAGUUGAUCGAUAUUCUGCAGACUAAGUACAGCUGGGAUGAAUUUCUUUCAGCAAUACUAUUAAUGACGUUUUUCUCCUUUGGAAGUUCUUUCAGCGCAGGUUGUCGAGGAGGCCUGUUCAUGUGUGCAAUCGGCAGAUUUAUUUGUAGAGUGAAGCAUCAGCUCUUCAGCUGCCUACUUAAGCAGGAAAUUGGCUUCUUUGAGACUACAAAGCCAGGUGACAUCACAAGCAGACUGUCCACAGACACUACUCUCAUGGCCCGAGCUGUAGCCCUUAAUGUGAACGUCCUUCUGCGAACUCUGAUUAAGACCGUGGGGAUGUUGUACCUGAUGUUUAGUCUCUCCUGGAAGCUCACUGUACUGACUCUGAUGGAGACGCCUUUAACUGGACUACUACAGAACAUCUACGACACACACUACCAGAAACUCUCAAAGGAGGUGCAGGACUCCAUAGCAAGAGCAAAUGAUGCUGCAGGAGAGGCUGUGUCAGGCAUCAGGACCAUAAAGAGCUUUAACGCAGAGCAGAGUGAGAAGAGUCGCUAUGAUGAGCGGCUGAUGGACACGUAUAAUAUAAAGUCUCGGAGGCACACAGUGAGAAUAGUCUACCUGCUGGUGAGGAGGCUUACAGAACUGGGAGCAAAGUUGGCUAUGUUAUACUAUGGUCGGCUGUUUGUGACAUAUGGACAGAUGACCAUGGGAAAUCUGGUCUCGUUCAUCCUCUACCAGACAAGUCUUGCCCAAAACAUUAGGACUUUGAUUUACAUAUUUGGAGAUAUGCUGAACUCUGUGAGUGCCUCCGGGAAGGUCUUUGAGUACCUGGACCGCAAACCUGAAGUGAGCACAGAUGGGACCCUGGAGGCAGAGGAACUGAAGGGACACAUCAGCUUCCAGAACGUCACUUUCACAUAUCCAACACGUCCAGACCAAAUUGUGCUGAAGGACUUCAAUUUGGAGCUGAAGCCCGGUAAAAUGAUUGCCCUGGUGGGGAAUUCCGGUGGUGGGAAAAGCACCACUGUUAGUCUGCUGCAGAGGUUUUACCAGCCACAGCAUGGACAGAUCCUGCUAGAUGGACAGCCUCUGCAGAACUACCAGCACAAAUACCUGCACAGCAAGAUUGUUGCAGUGGGUCAGGAGCCUGUUCUGUUCUCCGGUACCAUACGGGACAAUAUCACUUACGGAUUGCCAGAUUGUUCACUCGAGAGGAUCGAGGAGGCAGCACGCAAAGCCAAUGCACAUGAAUUCAUCUGUCAGUUACAGAAAGGUUAUGACACAGAUGUUGGAGAACGAGGAAGUCUUCUUGGUAGCAGUCAGAAGCAGCGCAUUGCGAUUGCCCGAGCUCUAAUCAGACAGCCGCAGGUUAUAUUACUGGAUGAGAUCACAAGCUUUCUGGAUGCUAAGAGUGAACAAAUGAUCCAACAAGCCCUGGCCAACUGCCCCAACCAGACCUUACUGGUGAUUGCACACAGACUGAAGACCAUUGAGAAGGCGGACCAGAUUAUUGUGAUUGACCAGGGGAUGAUUUUGGAGCAAGGCAGCCACCAGGAACUCAUGGAGAAGAAGGGCCAUUACUACAAACUGAAAGAGAAACUCUUUACUGAAAAUAACAGUAACAACAAUAAUUCCAGUUAAUGUGAAAGAAAAAGACCUGCAAAGAAGUGUAUUGAAACAUAGAAACUUGACACAUCAUCAGUCUGGAAUACAACUAUAAGUAUACACUGAUCAAGAAUAACAUUAUGUGCACAAAACAUUAGAAGCAGUAUCCUUUAAGGGCCCAUAGAGGCCCCGCCUUGCAACUUACAGGACUUAAAGGAUCUGCUGCUAACAUCUUGGUGCCAGAUACCACAGCACACCUUCAGGGAUCUAGUGGAGUCCAUGCCUCAAUGCGUCAGAACUGUAUUGGGGGACCAGCACAAUAUUAGGCAGGUGGUCAUAAUGUUAUGCCUGGUUAGUGUACAUUGCAAGAGAUAUUAUUGACAAUCUACGUCUUUUCACUUUAGGUGUUAAACUGUUGCUAUUUAACCAUUUGCAUUUCUGUAUGCAAUAUUAUUGUAUUUGUACAGUAAUAUUUUUGUUGUGAAACUAUUAGUGGUAUUAUUAAAAUUAUUGUUGUACUGUUAUUGUCAUAAUAUUAUUAUUGUAAUGUAAUAGUAUCUGCCAAAUAUCUGUGUAUAUGUAAUAGUAUCUGUCAAACUGGCCACUGUAAAAAAAAACAAAA
Molecule: messenger RNA, 3351 nt
Organism: Hemibagrus wyckioides
Lineage: Eukaryota; Metazoa; Chordata; Actinopteri; Siluriformes; Bagridae
Product: antigen peptide transporter 2-like
Exons: 11
Coding region: 618-2765 (715 amino acids)
Biological process (GO): transmembrane transport
Cellular component (GO): membrane
Molecular function (GO): ATP hydrolysis activity; ABC-type oligopeptide transporter activity; ATP binding
Source: RefSeq, a predicted model, not a curated record